Messenger RNA from Camellia sinensis, 1342 nucleotides. Its product is annotated as NAD-dependent protein deacylase SRT2. Gene Ontology annotation, molecular function: histone deacetylase activity, NAD-dependent; NAD+ binding. Lineage: Eukaryota; Viridiplantae; Streptophyta; Magnoliopsida; Ericales; Theaceae. The record is from RefSeq and is a predicted model, not a curated record.
CGACACAGAGAGAGAGAGAGAGAGAGAGAGAGGGAGGGGGGAGACCUAAAAAUUUUACAAUCCACAAAAACAUCCACAGACUUGAGAGGCUGACCCUUCUCUUCUCAGCGUUUGGUUUGCGAGAAAAGGGUGAGAAAAAUCAAAAUAAAAAAAGGUCAUGGCGAUGCUAAUGCCUUCCCGAUCCUUCCUGUCUACUGUCAAAGAUGUGAAGAAAAUGCUUGGGACUACAAUGAAAGAUUUGCUUCAGUCAAGUCGUAAAAAUCUGUGGUCUUCAAGGAAAGUGAAAAGAAUCGUUCCUUUUCAGGGCUCUGUAAAAUUUGUACAAACUACAUGUCGAAUAUCUGUUCCUGGGACUUCAUCAAUAACUAAAGAAAAUGUGUCUUCAAACUUUUUGAGGGACAAGCAAUUGGUUCCUGAUUCAGAUCCCCCAAGCAUCAAAGAUGUUGAGCUUUUGUACCAAUUCUUUGAUCAGAGUACCAAACUUGUCGUUUUGACUGGAGCUGGAAUAAGCACAGAAUGUGGAAUUCCUGAUUAUAGAAGCCCAAAUGGAGCUUACAGUUCUGGCUUCAGACCAAUUACUCACCAGGAGUUUCUCCAUUCAACCCGGGCCAGAAGGCGGUAUUGGGCGAGGAGCUAUGCUGGAUGGAGACGCUUCACUGCAGCACAGCCUGGUCCAGCUCAUUUUGGUUUGUCAUCACUUGAAAAAGCCAGCCGGAUAAAUUUCAUGAUUACACAAAAUGUUGACAGGCUGCACCAUUCUGCUGGUAGCAACCCACUCGAAUUACAUGGAACUGUCUAUAACGUAGUUUGUAUAGAUUGCGGUUUUUCUUGCUGCCGUCAAUUGUUUCAAGAUCAAUUGAAGGCCCUUAAUCCAAAGUGGGCUGCGGCAAUUGAAAGUUUGGACUAUGACAGCCGGUCAGAUAAGAGCUUUGGCAUGAAGCCAAGGCCUGAUGGUGACAUUGAGAUUGAUGAGAAAUUUUGGGAGGAAGGUCUUCAAAUCCCAACUUGCCAGAAAUGCAAUGGAGUGCUCAAACCUGACGUUGUCUUCUUCGGCGAUAAUGUCCCCAAGGAUAGAGCUGAUAAAGCAAUGGAAUCUGCAAAAGAAUGUGAUGCUUUCCUUGUUCUUGGAUCAGCUCUCAUGACCGCGUCUGCUUUCAGACUUGUUAGAGCUGCUCAUGAGGCAGGUGCUGCUACUGCAAUUGUAAAUGUAGGUGUGACCCGGGCUGAUGAUUUUGUGCCCUUAAAAAUCAAUGCUCGACUCGGAGAGAUAUUGCCAAGAUUGCUUGAUUUUAGGAAGGAAAGUCAGCUCGUUCACUUAUUAGACAAAAAUGGCUUAGUGUGA